AUUAUCCACUUCCCCAAAAUAUCUUGCUCUCCUAGCAGCCACCAUUGCCCUUUAAAUAGGAACAAGGGUUUUUAUCAUUCAACACCAAAUCAUUGAAGACCACAAAAAACCCACCAAAUUUUCAAAAUGCAGGCAGCUUUGUGUUUUGCCCCAAACCUUCUCCAUUUCACACCUUCCAAAAAAUUCCCUAAACCAGGCAUGAGUGCCCUCCCCAAGUUAACUGCUUCGCCGCCUUCUCGAGUUUCUUUGAUCAAAGCAACAGCUGCUAAUGAACCCUCUGUUGUUGACUACAGCUCUGCGGUCUCUGUGUUCCCAGCUGAAGCCUGUGAGACAAUCGGCGGAGAAGCUUGUGAUGCAGAAAUGUAUCCUGAAGUGGAGUUCAAACCAGAGGCCAGAAGUAAUAUCGCAAAGAGCGCAUCCGAGUCGAUUGAGAGAGAGUAUCUUGAGUAUACUAGCCCAAAGACUGUGCUUCCUGGAGAGGCUUGCGACGUUCUUGGAGGAGAGUUCUGCGAGCGCCCAUAUCAAAGGGGUGUCUACUAGAUCAAAGCCAUGUCCAGGAACAUGACAUUUAACCUUGUAUCUCUGAGUGUUUGGCCUUGUAUAUAGACUUGCAUUGUCACCACACUCGUUUGAUCAUGUAUAAAAGUUGUUGAAUACAUAUAUCAUGGAAUUAGACAAGCAUUACAGAGAAA
Molecule: messenger RNA, 692 nt
Organism: Rhododendron vialii
Lineage: Eukaryota; Viridiplantae; Streptophyta; Magnoliopsida; Ericales; Ericaceae
Product: light-regulated protein, chloroplastic
Exons: 3
Coding region: 127-540 (137 amino acids)
Cellular component (GO): chloroplast
Source: RefSeq, a predicted model, not a curated record